Molecule: messenger RNA, 6712 nt
Organism: Dreissena polymorpha
Lineage: Eukaryota; Metazoa; Mollusca; Bivalvia; Myida; Dreissenidae
Product: lissencephaly-1 homolog
Exons: 12
Coding region: 176-1399 (407 amino acids)
Biological process (GO): germ cell development; retrograde axonal transport; nuclear migration
Cellular component (GO): nuclear envelope; cytoplasmic microtubule; kinetochore
Molecular function (GO): microtubule plus-end binding; dynein complex binding
Source: RefSeq, a predicted model, not a curated record
CGUUAUUUCCUGCGAAAUGCGCAUGCGCAAUUAAAUUACAUUUUUCGACAGUUCGUGUGGGCAAAUAAGCGACGGAUUUCAACAAUAUUUCUCUGCCAUUUACACAAUUUCCAAUUGAUUUUAAUAAGCAAUGGAACUGAGUGUUUAAGUUCAGGAGGACAGUUAAACAGUAACAAUGGUGCUGUCUCAAAGGCAAAAGGAUGAAUUAAAUAAAGCCAUUGCUGACUAUCUCAGUUCCAAUGGCUACAUCAGCGCCCUUACAGAAUUCCAGAAAGAGGCGUCUAUGCCUCUUGAAUUAGACAAGAAGUAUACAGGCAUUUUGGAAAAGAAAUGGACUUCUGUCAUCAGAUUGCAGAAAAAGGUCAUGGACCUUGAGGCUAAACUUUCGGAGGCAGAGAAAGAAUUCAACCAGGGUGGCCCGACCCGAGAUAAGAGAGAUCCGUCAGAAUGGAUACCGCGACCCCCAGAACGCUACUCCCUGAGUGGCCAUAGGGCUCCUGUCACAAGGGUGGUGUUCCACCCAAAAUUUAGUGUGAUGUUGUCUGCUAGCGAGGACGCCACUAUAAGGGUAUGGGACUAUGAGACAGGAGACUAUGAGCGGACAUUAAAAGGCCAUACAGACUCUGUGCAGGACAUUGCAUUUGACCAGGCUGGCAAAUACCUUGUGUCCUGUUCUGCAGAUAUGACAAUUAAGCUGUGGGAUUUUCAAGGAUUCGAAUGUCUUAAGACCAUGUAUGGCCAUGAUCACAAUGUUUCGAGCGUAUCAUUUAUGCCAAGCGGUGAUUUUAUUGUCUCCUCAUCACGAGAUAAAACAAUUAAGAUGUGGGAGGUGUCAACAGGGUAUUGUGUAAAAACCUUCACUGGUCAUCGUGAGUGGGUUCGGAUGGUGCGGGUGAACCAGGAUGGUUCCCUGUUGGCCAGCUGCUCCAACGACCAGACCCUGCGUGUAUGGGUGGUGGCCACCAAGGAGUGCAAGGCAGAGCUGCGUGAACACGAGCAUGUGGUGGAGUGCCUGGCCUGGGCCCCAGAGUCUGGCCACCCCGCCAUCAAUGAGGCAGCUGGAGUAGAUAACAAGAAGAGCCGAAGUGGUCCAUUCCUGGUGUCUGGGUCGAGAGACAAGACAAUCAAAAUGUGGGACAUAAGCACUGGAUUAUGUCUCUUCACUUUGGUCGGUCACGACAAUUGGGUGCGUGGUCUUGUAUUCCAUUCCGGUGGGAAGUUCAUAAUCAGUGCAUCAGAUGACAAGACUAUACGUGUGUGGGAUGUUAAAAACAAGAGAAACCAGAAGACACUGGAGGCACACCAACACUUUGUGACCUCCAUUGAUAUGCAUCGGACAUCCCCAUAUGUGAUAUCUGGAAGCGUAGAUCAGACAGUGAAGGUAUGGGAAUGUCGCUAAAGCAGUCCCAUGGCAAAUAUUCCCAGCUACAAAACAUCAGCUAGCAUUCUUUGUGUUACAUCUUCCCCCGACCCUAGUGAGAAGCUUCUACUGUAUCCCACAACUGGGCACAUAAUACUUGAAAACACUGACCUCUGGUGUAAAGGGGUUUGAUCAGCGUUAGUAUCAGACUGAGGCCCCAAAUGGCAUGAUAUUAAUUAUCUUGGAAGCUUCUCGUGUUCAUGAAAUAAGAAAAUAGAAAUGGAAGAUGAGGUAAAGACUGUUUGAGCUGAGUGUUUCAGAGGUCAUUCUACUGGACCGAGAAAAAAUUUCAACAAAAGAAGAGAAAUUGAUGUUAACCAUAGCCAAGAUAGGUGCAUUGUGUGUUGUAUGCUCGACUGUCAGCUGAAGUCAAUUAGUGUACAUCGGCAUUUAGUCCUGCAUUUGUUUCUGUUGUGUGUUAAUUAUAAUAUGUCUUCAGCUUUAUAUAUAUCUUCAAAGUGCUGAUAUUGGAAGGCUUAUGAUUUCAGUGUUGUUUCUUGCUAACCAGUGUUCUUUGUGAAUGUUUUUAAUAAGUGUAUUCAUGUCUGCUUGCCACUUAUCUGGAUGACUGAGUGCUAGGGACAGUAAGGGUUGAUGCAAGUAUCACUGACUACAUACACAACAGUAACUGUAAACAAGCUGAAAUUAAGCAUUUUAAAAUGACUGUAGAAGAAGUCACACUUCUUAUGUAUAAUUUAAGGCAAUUGAUUUCCAGAACAAAUGUUUGUAUUAGUUAUUCAUCAAUCACAAAUUAUUAUUUUUAAAAGCUUAGAUUUUUAUACAAUCUUAGUAUUGGAUUAACCAUAUGUUGUUACAAAAUAAAAAGUUGGAAAUUGGUUUCAAAACGAAGCUUAUUUCUUCUUUUAUUGAAGAAAUUAAUGAGCAGAUCAUUAUGUUUUGAUGGAAAUAACUCUUUUUGAUGAAGUUUCUAAAACUCAACUGACUUCAAGUUGUUGUUGUUUUUUCGACAAGCAGUAGAAUUGUAUGUGUAAUCCUUUACUCGUUGUUAAUUGUCAUAAAUAAGUAUUAUAAGUUGAAAGAAAGAUGUGGUUAUAAAACCAGGUUUAACUAUUAAGAAUUUUUUUUAUUUCUCUGCUGCUUCAAACUAAGUGCUCAAUUUUAAACAGACAAUUAUGUUAAUUCAUUAAUUUGCCAUUGACAUCAAUAAAACGUCAUAAUAUUCCACUAUAUUCAACAUGUGCAUCACUGGAAUGGCAAGGUCACAGCAGAUGUCUGCAGGUAAGCAGAAUCGGCCUUAAAAUGGUUAUGGCAGAUCAGAGAAUAGCAGUGAAAAGCUAAUCAGUGGCUGGUUGAGAUGUGAUCCCUUGUGUCUGGCGCACCUCCGGAAGAUGUUGUGGACAGCACCUAAACAUCUCCUGAAAGGAGGACUCCACCUGAAGAAGAGACUGAUGCAUAGACAUAAUGCAUUGUUUGUAGGUUAUCACUGCUUUGGGACGUGUUCUGAGAAAACUGGGCUUAAUGCAUGUGCAUAGUGUCGUUCCAGAUUAGCCUGUGCAGUCCGCACAGACUAAUCAGGGCCAACACUUUCCUCUUUUAUGACAUUUUUAGAUUAAAUGAAAAAAUCCAAUUUAGGCAGAAAGUGUCGUCCCUGAUUAGCCUGUGCAGACUGCACUGGCUAAUCUGGGAUGACACUUUACGCACAUGCAUUAUGCCCAGUUUUCUCAGAACCCGACUCAUUUUAUUUUAAAAGCCAAUUUAGAAAGUGGUAGUACAUAUUGUCAGGAUAUUGUGAUGACAUAUUCAAUUCCCGUGUGUGACUGUGGUAUUCAAUGUGGCUACCUGAACUUUAUCAUGUUUUCUGAGGUUAUCUUAUUCAAUAUGCUAUAUAUUUAUUAAGUUUUGUUAAUGGUAUUAUUAUUGAUUAUGUAUGUUACUUUGUAAAAUAAUAUGCCAUAUAAUUCACGUGCGUGACUUUGGGAAUGUACUUUUAUUUAGUUUUGUAUACUUUCAACUGUGUAUAAUGCUUGAUGUGUUAUGUUAGGAAUCACUUUGUGAUAUUUGUUUUGUUAAACAAAGUGUAAUCACAUAGUUCUUGUGUUGAUUAAGUUGAUUAUCUUUCAACUUUAUUACGACGAUGAAAUAUUAGUAAUUGCACAUAUAUAUUUAUGGCCACGUUGUGCUUUUAGCAUCUAAACAUUUAUUGUGUAUUUGAAUGUCACAUUGAUAUUUCCUGCUUUGAAAAUGUUAAUUACUUUUCUGAAAAUGUUUUCAUGGCGGCAUCAAUAGUUAGUAUGUUCUAUGUGAAUGCUUAGACAAUAAACAUAAGUUGUUGAUCUGACAAGACUGUUAUGUAAAUGCCCAUGUUCUGAAGUUUUACUGCUUUUGAAAUUAAUCAUAACAAGGUAUUUUUCGGUUUUGGAUUGCACAUUUAAAGAUUCGCUGUUUAUUCAUAUGCACAGUUCCAACGCUGCUAUUAUAAUGAAAUUUAUGUAUAUGCACAGUUUGAAUGCUGCUGUUAUAAUGAAGGCUUAUUUCUGUUGCUUAUAUUGAUAUAUUUUGCAUCCGUCCAAACUAUGGUUCACAUGAUAUUAUUGAAGCAAGCAUUUGUAAUUUCUUAUUGGAACCUUGGCAGGGUUGGGGGUGGGAGAUCUGGUAAAAUUCAAAUGGAUCCAUUACUAUGAGAUAUUUUGACUUAAAAUGAAGUCAUCAACAGUGCAAUAUUGUUAUGCCCCUUGCAAAGAAGGCGGCAUGUAGUAGUCAGACUGUCCGUCCGUCUGUAGGCCUGUGUCAUUUCACAGCCAUAAAUAUGUCAUUUAUUAUUGGAUUUUAAAAACUGUCCACCAUCAUAACAAAUUGUGUUGCAUGUCAGGCCCAUCUCCUAAUAUCAAUGUUCAAGGUCACACAUAUAUGUAAAUAAGCAAAUUUGACCAUAUACCAGCUUGAAAAUUCCUGUCUUAGAAUAACCUUUCCAUAUAUUGAUGGAUUAAAGAAUAACUGGGAACAAAUGCAAUCCUAAUAUUACAUAUCAUCUCAUCUAUAACCUUUGUCUACCUACGAAGAAAGUCAAGGUUACCCUUAAAAUUCAAAUGUCAAAUGCGGUAGUAGAAAAGCUUGUUUUCACUGUAACUUUCACAUUUCAUGUUAUUUUAAAAUUACUUGACACAAACUACUACCAUGAUGAGAAAGUGUUAUGUGUGUGAAAUCUGUCCCCUACCUCAGAGAUCAAGGUCAAUGUUGGCUAUAAAACAGUCUGUCCAGAUUGUAAAGUUGUCAUUCAUCAUCCUUUUUAAAUAUAACUCGCAUAAGGACACUGAAUUGUUUAGUGUUUCAACCUUUUCAGUACCUCAAGGUCACGUGUGGAGGUUAAAAAUCAGAUUUGGCCAUUAAAGGCUUGUUUGUGACAAAAGCAGAGUUCGGGACCGAAAGUGGGCAAUGAGGGCAUCUGUUCAGUUUAGACACUUUUUGGUAUUUUCUGUCAAAUGUGUGAAUGUGUAGUAAUAAAUUAGUAAUUAGUCAUAAACAAUUAAUUUAAUUUUUCCUUAAAUGUUAUUUGUGUAUAAACUAAUGUAUGUAUUCCUAUAUAUAAUAUUUAUUUACCAAAGUGAGAGGCAAUGUGUACUUUUUCAUUUGCAACCACCAAAUGUUUUCAUUUUCAAGUCUUUCAUAUUAUGACAUAAAGUGAUAUUAACAUAAUCUCUUCAGAAAGAUAAAACUAUGGUGUGCACAAGUUGAUGAUUUUAAUAAUAUACCAAUACAGACUAUACAGAAAAGGUUGUAUGUACUGGUAGCUUGGCAUUGAAACUUGGCAGUAGGAAUUGCUUGUAAUGAUGCUUGGCCUAAAGCAAAACCUGUUCAUUCAUUCAAUGAUACAUCUGUGAUACCUUGAUGGGCUGCAUGCAAAAUAUAUUUAGUAUAUGCAGUAGUUAAAUGAAUGAGACUGUUUAUGUUCACUGCAAUCUCCUAAGCCAUGUUAUGUUAAAGCGUAUAACAUUUGAAGUGUCAGUUUGGCUUAAAAGACUGCGGUGAACAUGGUUUACACUCCUGCUUCUGUUUUCAAGGAAUAUUGCUUGUGCUGUGUAUUGUUUUUUAACUAGAUAGAUUUGUAUCAAUUCAUGUGCAAUACAUGUUGGUUAUCCACUGUUUUGCUGUACAGGUUACAUCAUUCUUGACAUUAUCAAAGUGAAUUAUUAGUUGAGUAAUUUUAAUAAUGUCCAAAAAAACAUGCCUCUUUCAUUUUUGAUUAAUUACUAGUGUUGUCAUAAAUAUAUUACUAAAACCUUGAGUAGGAGCAUCCUUUUGAAAAACUUGUAGUGUGGAUUAUUUUACAAGUUUAAUGCAUAUUGACCUGGAUGUACAUUUACCAUAUCGUCUGCUGGUAUAUGCUUAAGAAUAGUCAAUCUACUUGAAUUUUUAUAUAUGAUUAUUGAAGAUUGCAUUCAAAAUUUGCCAGAAAAAAACGAAAAACAAAUAUGUUGUACUGUAUGAUUUUUCUCUUGGACAUACAUGUAUUUUAUUGACUGUUUUCAAAAUGGUGCCACUAUGGAAGGUCUCAAAAUAAUAUUAAUUGUUGAUCAUUGUAUGAUAUGGGCUGUGCAGUGUGAAAAGGGGGUUUAAUGAAUGUGCGUGAAGUGUCGUCCUAGAUUAGCCUGUGUAGUCAGGGACAACACUUUCAGCUUUUAUGGUAUUUUUCAUUUAAAGAAAGUCUUUUAGCAAAAAUCCAGUUAAGGCGGAAAGUGUUGUCCCUGAUUAGCAUGUGCUGACUGGACGGGCCAAUCAGGAGCAACACUACACAUAUGCAGUAAACCCCCUUUUCACAAAGCACUGCCCAUAUAUAAUAUAUAUAUCCUGUUUUCCAUACAUUACUUACUGUAAUUUAUUUUGCUUCUAUGGUCCAUCUUAUUGCUUAAUUCUAGAACUGAAUAUGCAGUGGUGUUAUUUGGAUUCUAGAUUUUAUUAUGCACAGUAUGAAUGCUUGUAAAAAAUGGUUGAAAGAAAUGGUAAACUGUAGCUGAACCAAUACAUAUAAUGAUAUAUAGCAAUAUGCAAGGAUAUGAAAUUGUAUUUCUGUAUUGGCAUCCAUGUUAAACAAUACCCAGCUUGAAAAUCCCUUUUUUCAUAAACCUAUUUUGAUAAUGUCCUUUAUUUUUAACAAAGGACUUAUCUUUUUCGUUCAAAAUAGACUGAAGUGAGGGGAUUUUCUGUUGGAUGGAUGGAAGUGUCCACCCUUUGUGGUGGAUUUUGUUGCAAUGUAAUGAGGCUUUGAUAGUUUCAAGUUUGGUUUUGUGUCUAAGUAAUAUCAUUAUAUAUUUAGUCAAUAAAUGGCUAUAAGCA